Messenger RNA from Nanorana parkeri, 2402 nucleotides. RefSeq names its product adaptor related protein complex 5 zeta 1 subunit (gene AP5Z1). The transcript has a single exon. Gene Ontology annotation, cellular component: AP-5 adaptor complex. Bases 15 to 2402 code for a protein of 795 amino acids. The record is from RefSeq and is a predicted model, not a curated record. NCBI's taxonomy places the organism in Eukaryota, Metazoa, Chordata, Amphibia, Anura, Dicroglossidae.
GGAAGUGUUGCGGGAUGUUCGGCCCGGCAGCGGACAGUUUACUCCGGCAGGCCCGGGAAGUGGCUGGUGAUGAGCUGGAUAAGUUCUGCGGUCGGUGUCGGAGCCUCCUGGGCGGCACCGGCCCUGAGACAGUGGAUAUUCUGCGGAGGCUGCACCUCAUCGUGGCCGCCAGCAGGGAGCGCCGCCGCCUGGACUCCCCCCUAGUGGGGCAGUUAGUGGAGACCCUUUGUGGACCCCAACCUCAGUUCCAGGCCCUGUGUGCCGCUAUCUUGUGCCAACUAUGCCCCACUCCCCUGGUGAGCCUGCCCUGGGGCCCCAACCUUCAGCCUGGGGGCCACUUCUUCUCCGUGCUGCUGGCCCAGGCCUCCCAUAGUGAUCUUGUGGCACUGGGCCCCCGCCUUUGCCGUGUACUGGAGUCACGAGCCCCCGAGGGCCACGUCCUGCGGGCCGCUCUGCCGGCACUGAUGAGAGCGGUUGUCUCCAGUCCGGAGAUCCUUCAGGAGGACAAUGUCAAUGUUGUGAACAAGAAAAUGGCCGACUGGCUGCGCUAUGCCACCAUCCACCAGAGCGGCCCCGCGGCCCCCGCUGGCUUCUUCUCCAGCCCUCGCGGCAAACAGCCCGGUGCCAUCUCCGAGGUGGACGGCACCGUCUCCACUGACUUCUUCACUGUCCUCAAUGGCAGCCAGAACCUGGCCGAAGAGCAAUGGAUGAACGUCCAGGGAUUCUCCGUCCUCCGCCGAUGGCUCCUCCAGUACGGCACGGUGGGAUCCGAUGACAAGUCGGAGGUAGAGGGAUCCGUCAUCUCCAUGGUUUCCGCCUCAUCCACCUCCAGCCGCCUCCUCCCGCCCCGGGAACGCCUGAGGGAGAAGAGCUUCGAGUAUUGCCUGAGGGUCAUCGAGCAAUGCAACCGCAAACCUCUGAGAAGAGCCGACCUGGACCUCCAGAGGGCCUGCAUUGUGGAGGCCGUCACCGCCAUUGACCUCCUGUGUAAGCAGGACGUGUCCUUCUUGUACCGCACCCUCCCCCUCGUGAAGAUCCUCCACGGCCGGCUCUGUUCCGAUCCCUCCCUGGCGCCUGCACUGCUGCCCGUUGCUCAGUUCUAUCUCAAUCACAGCGAAGCCGCUGCUGUAGAAUCGGAGGCCGUGUACCGCCACCUCUUCACCAAGGUCCCAGCCGACUUCUACCAUCAGCCCUUCCUGGCCUUCCAGUUCAUCCGCUUCUGCAGACUGAAUGGUGACUUCCUGGCUGAGAACGUGGAGCCUUUCAGGUCGAGCUUCCCCAACCUCUUGAAGCUCCUGGCGUGGAACGCCCCGUCCCUGAUAUCCGAGUUCUCUGUGCUCCUCCCGCUCCUCGUUAAUGCGGAUUCGGCCAUUGAGGUGCUCCACGCCCUGCUUGACUUGCCGUGUCUGACGGCCGCCAUGGAGCUCCAGCACCUUUCCCUCUCAGCGGAGAAGCCAGUUGCGGACUCAUCGGCUCUCCCAUCCGGUUCUGCCGAGGCGUUCCGCCAUCCCUAUUACAAGAACAUGUUCCAGUACCUCCUGCGCUGCGAGGCGUGGAACGGGCCGCCACCCGGGGACUUCGUCCAGCUGCGACCGCUGCUUUCAGACUUGAGCACUUCCCCCCGCGUGGUCCAGUGCGCGCAGGUGGUCCCGUGUCUGCUCCAGCUCUAUGUGCGCACCGUCGCCAAGUUUGCCGACGGCCCUCUGGUCAACCAGGUCAUGUUGGUGAUCUUGGAGCGGAGCGGACUCCUGCACGGAUCUUCCUCCUUCCAGGCCGAGGUGCACAGGGUGCUCAGUUCUCAGAUCCCCCGCCUGUGCCGGCUCCACCCCUCCGUGGUCAUCGAGCUUUCCCGCGAGCUCUUGGACUUUAUAAGCACGGUCGGCAACAUCCAAAGCAAAGAGGCUUUUUUCACCCACGUGGUCUGGGCCAUGGGGGAGUUCCUGUCCGUGUCCUAUGACCGGAGGUGCACCGUGGAUCAGGUGAACAGGUUCUUCGAGGUUCUGGAGGCCUUACUGUUUGAGAUCACACAGCUGCGAGGGUCGUCCAGCGCACCCAUCUCCUCGCCGCGGGUGAUCGCCACGCUGAUGACCACUCUCACCAAGCUGGCCUCCCGCAGUCAGGACCUCAUCCCCAGGGUGUCCCUGUACCUGUCCAAGAUGAGGUCCUGUGUGCAGAGCUCCGCCAUGGUCUCUGCGUACGGGGAGGAGGACAGCAAGCAGAUCCUCGUCCGAGCCACCGAGCUGCUGAACCUCCUCAAGCUGCCCAGCGUGGCUCAGUUUGUACUGACGCCUCCGGCUGAUGUGGGCGAGCCGUCCUUUCACCGGGACCCCUCUACCUCGCUGCCCCUCGCCAUCCGCACCGCCAGCUACCUGUUACAGAGGGACAGGAUGACGCCGGCCUGA